GCCGCUGCCGCUGCCGCCGCUGCCGCCGGGAGCUCGAUGGGCUUCUCCUGCGCGCCGCCGGGUGUCUGGCCGAGUCCAGGGAGCCGCGGCGCCUCGAGCCGGAGAGCCAUCGCCGCAGCCCAAGGCCGGGACCCGGGUCGGGGACUGCAACGGGAGGCGACGGCAGCGGCGGCGAGAGACCCCCCGGAGGCCUGGGACUAGGGAACUGCCACCGGCUUCACGAUGCCAGUAUGGACAGAAUAGCUUAUGAUGCUUAUCCCCACCCACCACUUCCGAGACAUUGAGCGGAAACCAGAAUACCUCCAGCCGGAAAAGUGCAUCCCACCUCCCUACCCUGGUCCUGUGGGAACCAUGUGGUUUAUCCGCGACGGCUGUGGCAUCGCCUGUGCCAUCGUCACCUGGUUUCUGGUCCUCUACGCAGAGUUUGUGGUCCUCUUUGUCAUGCUGAUUCCAUCCCGUGACUAUGUCUACAGCGUCAUCAACGGAAUUGUGUUCAACCUGCUGGCCUUCUUGGCCCUGGCCUCCCACUGCCGGGCCAUGCUGACGGACCCCGGGGCAGUGCCCAAAGGAAAUGCCACUAAAGAAUUCAUCGAGAGUUUACAGCUGAAACCUGGGCAGGUGGUAUACAAGUGUCCCAAGUGCUGCAGCAUCAAGCCUGACCGGGCCCACCACUGCAGCGUUUGUAAGCGGUGCAUUCGGAAGAUGGACCACCACUGUCCCUGGGUCAAUAACUGUGUCGGCGAGAACAACCAGAAGUACUUCGUCCUAUUUACAAUGUACAUAGCUCUCAUUUCCUUGCACGCUCUCAUCAUGGUGGGAUUCCACUUCCUGCAUUGUUUUGAAGAAGAUUGGACAAAUCUCCUGCAGGCCUAUGGAAUGACCAGGGAAGAAACAGCAGAGGCUCUACUCUCUCCUCCUGAAAAAGAGCAGGCCCUUAAAGUCAGUUCCUCAGAGUGCAGCUCCUUCUCUCCACCCACCACGGUGAUCCUUCUCAUCCUGCUGUGCUUUGAGGGGCUGCUCUUUCUCAUAUUCACGUCAGUGAUGUUUGGGACACAGGUGCACUCAAUCUGCACGGAUGAGACGGGAAUAGAACAAUUGAAAAAGGAAGAGAGAAGAUGGGCUAAAAAAACAAAAUGGAUGAACAUGAAAGCCGUUUUUGGCCACCCCUUCUCCUUAGGCUGGGCCAGCCCCUUUGCCACGCCAGACCAAGGGAAGGCAGACCCGUACCAGUAUGUGGUCUGAAGGACCCUGACCAGCAUUGCCACUCAGACACAAACCACAUCACAGCACUACCGUCCGGCCCGUUCUCAUGAACGUUUAAACCGAGAAAGCAACUACUCUCAAACUUUUCUUUUUUUAAUGCAGUAAAAUGGCUGAGCAUUGCAGAGAAAAAAAAAAAAAAAGUCCCUGUUUUAUUUUUAAAAGAUCAUCCUCUCUAUUUUUUUGGUGACUGAAGCUGCUCUUGUUCCUUUUUAAAAUUACUUCUCUGGCCUCUGGUUUCCUCUCUACUGUCUGUCUGGCGUGACUAACGUGGAGGGGUGCUGUCUCCGGGGCUGUGCCCACCUCUACUAACCGAGUGAGACGUGAGUGACGCUGGUGGUGGAGGGACCGGCCCCGGAUGCCUGGUUGGGGACCUGUAGGAGAGCCAGGAGGGCCUGUGACAUCCCCCUGCCCAGAAGGCAGCGGCAGGCUCCCCAGAUGGGAAUUUAAAUCUCAACGAAGACGGACACUUAACCCCUUGAGGCCUGAGCAGGGCAGCAUCAGGGCUGGAGACUUCAGAAGGGCCUUGACAAGCAGCCUCACCCCCGAGUGGACACGGUUUGCCUCCUUAAUCCGUGAAAUCAAUUGCCUGCCUUGUACCUUGUGGGCUUGGGGUGUGUAGAAUGAUUGGGGGUGGGGGGUGGGAUGUGGGGCAAAGAUUAAAGGGGUCUUAAUUUGUAUUCUGGAUCAGCAAAUAUAUUCCCUCUGAUUGUUUGGAAAACUGUGAAGGAAAGAAAUUUUUCCAGUUUCAGAUGCCUUACACCAUCAAAAAAUUACGCCAUUUCAGGCAAGCUACAUUGUCCUUUGCUACAGCUGCUUACUCUCUUACCUCCCCUUGCUCAGCAAGAUGCCAGUUCAGCAGUGAUAAUGCUGACGGGACGAAACGGGCGCCACACCAGCCACAACCUCGCCGUCAGGAAGGUCGACCCCUUCUUCCUAGUUCUGUAAAUCUCUAAAGUGGGUUCACUUUCUGAUACUUGAGAUCCAUAAAUGUGCACAUACUCGUGUACACAUUUCUUUUAACCUGGGAGGCUGCUGUGGGGCUGGCGCGCGUGCCUGCCUGUCGCCGACCAUCAUGUGGGGGCACGUGAUGGCGCCAAGGCUGGAGUAGCGUUUUCCAUUUGGGAGGGGCUUGUGUUUAGUCUCAUUUGAAAGAGGUGGUGAACAGCUGGGGUUAGAUAGUAAGAGUAGGUGGGAGUACCCUUCCUAUGUAAAAAUGACAGGAAUCUGAAUACUGACCAUCUGUGAAUUCUUAUACUUGGAUUUGAUUUUUAAAGCAGUUGCCACAAACCUUUUUCAGCUUUUGUUUGGGGUAGGGGUGGGAGCUAAGGUUUAGUAAAUCCAGUCUUUGGGUAGGAAGAAAGUUGACCUAGCCAUGUGUUUUUUGUUUUUUUUGUUUUGUUUUGUUUUGUUUUCAGAAAAGUAAGUGGAAUAUGCUGCAUCUUUUCAAUUUCUGUCAGUGCUUCCACAUGGACACAAAAUACAAUAAAACUUUUCCAAAACCUGUUCAGAUCUA
This is a messenger RNA of Trichechus manatus latirostris (Florida manatee), 2776 nucleotides long. RefSeq names its product zinc finger DHHC-type palmitoyltransferase 3 (gene ZDHHC3). The transcript is spliced from 8 exons. Gene Ontology annotation, molecular function: palmitoyltransferase activity. The coding region runs from base 247 to 1242 and encodes 331 amino acids. The record is from RefSeq and is a predicted model, not a curated record. Lineage: Eukaryota; Metazoa; Chordata; Mammalia; Sirenia; Trichechidae.